Messenger RNA from Drosophila nasuta, 7302 nucleotides. It is a transcript of the gene sdt, whose product is annotated as MAGUK p55 family member stardust. NCBI's taxonomy places the organism in Eukaryota, Metazoa, Arthropoda, Insecta, Diptera, Drosophilidae. Gene Ontology annotation, molecular function: protein binding. The record is from RefSeq and is a predicted model, not a curated record.
GCUGAAAAAACUUGGGAUAUUGGCAACUCGGUGCAGGACGCGUUUGUUAUUGCCGUGGAGGAGCACGCGAGGGAGCGUUUACAGCGAUUGGCGGCCCUCAAUCGCGUUACGCCCGUGGAUAUAACGCAGCUGUCGAAAAAGUUGCAGCAAACGAAAAGCGGCAACACAACGAGCCAGAAACAGGAUCUGAGUUUCCUCAGCGACUCGACGCCCAUCUAUGUGACAUCGUUCAGCAGCAACCAGAUCACCUGCAGCAGUGCCACGAUGACAACAGCCACAGCGGGUGGCCCGAUAAGUGCUCCCACAUUGGCGCCAACAACAGCAACAGCUGCUGCCGCAGCGGCAGCAGCCACAGCGCCCUCAGCGGCACUCGUGAGUGCAGCGGUUGCAGCGGCAACAGCAGCAGCGGCAGCGAGUGGCGAUCGGAAUGCGAAUAGCUCGACAACGGCGGCGAUUGUUAGUGCGACGGCAGCAGCAGCGGCAGCAGCACUCAAGCAACCACCAGCCACAGCAGCAGCAGCGGCUGCUGGCAGUGGCAGCGGCGGUGGCAGCGGCGGUGGGAGUGGCGGUGGCAGCGGCACGAGCAGCGCGACGGGACACAUCUAUCAGACGAGCCAGGCGCAGCAGCAGCAGCUGCAACAGUUGCAACAACAGCUGGCAGCAGCUGCUGCUGCCGGCAAGCCGCUGCAAGCGAAAUCAUUGCUCGCCAGCAGCUUGCAACAUCUGGCCGAGGAGGUCGACGACGAGGAGAUGGACGACGACGAUGAUGUGGAUGGUGCCAACUAUUGUGGCAUCACCUACAUCAGUUACAACAACAAGCACGCCCAGUUGCCGACAACGACAUUGCCGGCAACCACAACAUUGCCAGCGGCAGCAGCAACACUUGCCACCACAGCGGCGAUACAUCAGCAACGUCAGCAAACAGCGGCAGCCGCAACGGCAACGGCGACAACAACAGCGCACUUUGUGGACGCACAAACAUCGACAUCGCCAACGGUUGCUGCUGCCGCUGGUGCUGCUGCUGGUGGGACAACGAAAGGUGGCGUGAGCAUUGUGACAGCAGCGGACAUCUCAUUGCCGCCUCAUGUGCAUGGAACGACGACGCCGAAAACCGAAUAUUCAACGGCCAUAUCCAGCGGGCAAUUGCAGCAGGCGUUCGCUGAGUUGCAGCUGCAGCAACAGCAACAUCAACACGGCAGCAGCAACCUGAACAACAACAAUGGACAGCAGCAGCAGCAUUUACUUUUAAGCAACAACAAUAAUAGCAAUAAUUGCAUCACAUCAGGCAACAUCAGCAACAUUAGCAACAUUGGCACGUCCGCUUUGAAAAAUUGUGAUUUAUUAAUAUCAAAUAAUUUGUAUCCACCGAGACGAGAGUUACUAACGCAUAACGAUGAUAUCAUCAUACAUCAGUCCAACGAUGACCUUGGCCCCCUAUUUAAUACAACAGCAACAUCAGCAGCAGCAGCAGCAGCAAUAGCAGCAGCAGCCAACAAUAGCAAUCUACAGCAGCAGCAACAUUUGCUGAGUGGCGCCGCCAUCUUUGAGCUGCAGCAACAACAAUUGCAACUGCAACAGCAGCAACAGUUGCAGCUGCAACAGCAACACAGUCCCACAAGUAGCAUAUCAAAAGGCAGAACUGAACUUUUACUCGGCGAUCAAUCGCUGCGACAAGAAUCAAGGCCACGCCGUCGCUCCGGCUCAAGCAUUGUGGUCAUUGAUGGUGAUGAUCUGAAGCCAUGUCUGCCGGAUGAUUACAUCAGCGGUCAGCAUCAUCACCUCCAUCAUCAGCAGCAGCAGCAACUGUCACAGGCACAGCAACAGCAGCAGCAACAGGCACUGCAACAACAACAUCAGCAGCAGCAGCAGCAACAGUCGCAGCAUUAUCGCACGCACUCAAGUGAUAUUAGGGAGAUUGAUCAGGAAAUGCUGACGAUGCUGUCGGUGAAUCAAGAUAACGGUCCACAUCGCGAGAUGGCCGUCGACUGUCCAGACACGUUUAUCGCUCGCAAUAAGACGCCACCCAGAUAUCCGCCGCCCCGUCCACCCCAGAAACACCAUAAAACCAAGCACACCACCAACACCACCACCUCCAACAACACCACCAAGAACACCACUAAAACUAACAAUGAUCAUGCUAACAAAUUGUUAAUUGUUGCAUAUCAUUCUUCACAUCAACAUGAACAACAACAACAUCAACAUCAACAACAACAACAUUCAUCAAAAACAACAACAACCACCACCACAACAACAACAACAACUACAAUCAACAACAUUGUUGCACUCGAUGUCGCCACACAAAAUAUGUACAAUCAAAAACAACAAUUCAAAUUGGAACAAAUCGAAAACUAUGAAAAUCAACUGCAAACCGAACAACAACAACCACAACCAACAACACAACAGCAGCAACAGUUGCUGGUGUCGGCAACAGCAGCACAAACGGCGCAACAGCAAACGCCAAGCAACAAGUUGCAAGCAACAGCAACUUUUGGCAAUGGCAACAGCAACAGCAACACCAACAGUAACAGCAGCAACAACAACCACAACAGCAAUGGCAAUGGCAACGGCAGCAACAUGUCCGAUGAGCUGCUGUGUGUUGUCGAUGGCAUCUAUCAACGCAGCAGCAAAGGCAGCAGCUCGCCAGCGUCGAGUGGUUUCGACGAUGCGCUGAGCACGAUUGCCUAUCGCCACUUGCAACAUCAACACCAACAGCAAAAUCAAUCGGUGAGCAACAACAACAGCAACAACAGCAGCACAGCGGCAACCGGCAGCAAGCAGACGACCAGCAGUAAUAAUGGCAGCAGCAAUAGCAACAGCAACAGUUUGAACAGCAGCAACAGCUCAAUGCACACCAGCAGCCACAGCAGCAGUCACGUUGCCAGCGCCAGCAGCAGCAGCAGCAAUAGUUCAACGGUGCCCGAUGAUCUUAGUCUGGCGCCACCUGGCUACGAGCAGCAGCAACCACAACAGCAACAACAACAGCAGCAGCAGCAACUGUUGCUGUCGCCCACAGCAACAACUGGGAAGCAGCAACAGUUGCUGCUGGGCAAGCAUCGCGAGUUGCCCGUCGAUGUGCCAGACAGUUUCAUUGAGAUGGUGAAGACGCCGCCGCGUUAUCCGCCACCCCCGCAUCUCUCCUCGCGCGCCUCGCUGCUCUCCAAUGCCAGCUCGUCGACGGCCCACACAACGCUCUCCUCGCUGGCUCUCUCCACGCACUCCACGACGCCAGCAACCACAGUUGCUGCUACUGCUGCACCGGCAACGGUUGCUGCAAGCGAUGGCAAACGCAUUGCUGAUGAGCUGAAUGGCAACUCAAAGCCUGUGCCACCGCCUCGUGAUCAUCUGCGCAUUGAGAAGGACGGACGUCUCAUCAAUUGCGCCCCCGCGCCUCAGUUGCCCGAUCGUCGUGCCCCAACGGGUGGCAACGGACAACUGCAGCAACAGCAACAACAGCAACCACAACAUCCACUGCAACAGCAGCAACAAAUUGCGCAAAUUGUGGAACCCACAUUGGAGCAGCUGGACAGCAUUAAGAAAUAUCAGGAGCAACUGCGUCGUCGACGCGAGGAGGAGGAACGCAUCGCUCAGCAGAAUGAGUUUCUGCGCAACAGUUUGCGUGGCUCGCGCAAGCUCAAGGCUUUGCAGGACACUGCCACGGCCACGCCCACUGCGGGCAAAGCAUUGGCCCAGCAACAAACGAACAGCGCUACAGCAGCAACAAUCGCCAUUGGAGUUGAGAACGAGGCAUAUCUGCCCGACGAAGACCUGACGCCAGCGGAGCACAUCGAUGGCUACGGCGAGCUCAUUGCGGCGCUGACCCGACUGCAGGGCCAGCUGGCCAAGAGCGGACUAAGCACGCUGGCGGGUCGCGUCUCUGCGGCGCACAGCGUCCUGGCCAGCGCCAGUGUGGCGCACGUUCUGGCCGCCCGUAGUGCGGUGCUGCAGCGACGCAGACCGCGCAUCGCAGGACCGUUGCAUGUGAGCGCGUUGGGUUUGCAAAAGGAGAUUGUGGAGCUGCUGACGCAAUCGAAUACGGCGGCCGCCAUUGAACUGGGCAAUCUGCUGACCAGCCAUGAGAUGGAGGGUCUGCUGUUGGCCCACGAUCGCAUUGCCAGUCACACGGAUGCAUCGCCGUCGCCCACAUCAUCGUCCCAUGCGGGCGUGACGCCAACGCCGUCGCAAACACCGACAGCGAUGGCGGGUCUAAGCGGUCACAGCAGUCCGGUGGCGGGCACAAAGUCCUCGGCGAACAGCGGCCGCAGCAUGGUUGCGGUCUUGCCGCCCGUGGUGCCGCCACAGUCGGUGGCACAGCGCGGUGCCAUGCCCCUGCCAGUGGCAGCUGUGGCUGUGGCACGCGGUGAGUCGCCACCGGGCAUGAGCGGUUGCUUUGGCACGCUGAACGAUCAGAACGACAACAUACGCAUCAUACAGAUUGAGAAGUCCACCGAACCCUUGGGCGCCACGGUGCGCAACGAGGGCGAGGCUGUGGUCAUCGGUCGCAUUGUGCGCGGCGGUGCCGCCGAGAAGUCUGGUCUGUUGCACGAGGGCGACGAGAUCCUCGAGGUCAACGGCCAGGAGUUGCGCGGCAAAACGGUGAACGAAGUGUGUGCACUGCUCGGAGCCAUGCAGGGCACUCUCACGUUUCUCAUUGUGCCAGCGGGCAGCGGUCCACCGCCCGGCGGCGGCCUAGGCGGUGGUUUAGGCGGCCUCGGCGGUGGUCUGGGCGGCCUAGGGGGCAUGCAUCAUGUGGGCGGCGGUGGCAUGGCGCAUCGGGAUACGGCCGUGCUGCAUGUGCGAGCGCAUUUCGAUUACGAUCCGGAGGAUGAUCUGUAUAUACCGUGUCGGGAGCUGGGAAUCAGUUUCCAGAAGGGCGAUGUGCUGCAUGUGAUUUCCCGCGAGGAUCCCAACUGGUGGCAGGCGUAUCGCGAGGGCGAAGAGGACCAAACGCUGGCCGGCCUCAUACCUAGUCAGUCAUUUCAGCAUCAGCGCGAGACCAUGAAGCUGGCCAUUGCCGAGGAGGCGGGCCUGGCGCGUUCGCGCGGCAAAGACGGCACUGCCAGCAAGGGGGCAACGUUGCUCUGUGCGCGCAAGGGGCGCAAGAAGAAGAAGAAGGCCAGCUCCGAGGCGGGCUAUCCUCUGUAUGCGACGACCGCACCGGAUGAAACAGAUCCCGAGGAGAUUCUCACGUACGAGGAGGUGGCGCUCUACUAUCCACGUGCCACACACAAACGUCCAAUCGUACUCAUCGGCCCGCCCAACAUCGGACGUCACGAGCUGCGCCAACGUCUCAUGGCCGACUCCGAACGCUUCUCGGCGGCAGUGCCACACACGUCGCGCGCAAGGCGCGAGGGUGAAGUGCCCGGUGUGGAUUAUCAUUUCAUCACGCGGCAGGCGUUCGAAGCGGACAUCUUGGCGCGUCGCUUUGUCGAGCACGGCGAAUACGAGAAAGCCUACUACGGCACAUCACUGGAGGCCAUACGCACGGUUGUUGCCAGUGGCAAGAUCUGUGUACUGAAUCUGCAUCCGCAAAGCUUAAAACUGCUGCGCGCCUCCGACCUCAAGCCCUACGUGGUGCUUGUGGCGCCGCCCAGCCUCGAUAAGCUGCGGCAGAAGAAGGUGCGCAAUGGCGAGCCUUUCAAGGAAGAGGAGCUGAAGGACAUCAUUGCGACGGCACGCGACAUGGAGGCGCGUUGGGGACAUCUGUUUGACAUGAUCAUCAUCAAUAACGACACGGAGCGGGCGUAUCAUCAGCUGCUCGCCGAAAUCAAUUCGCUGGAACGCGAGCCGCAAUGGGUGCCCGCCCAAUGGGUGCACAACAAUCGCGACGAGUCAUAAUGGGGUGCUGCGUGCACUCCCAGGUCACAGCAAACCAAACCACACCACAGCACAGCCAGAGACGAAUUACAGCCACAACUACAAUUACAAGUGCAACUCCCCGUUUAGGAAAUCUUUCUCACUUCGGUUCGGUCAUCCAUUGUAAAUACGACGUGUCCACGACUCAGCCAUGAUGUGGAUGUGGAUGUGGAACUGGAAUUCGAACUGGAACCGAAACUGAAACUGGAACGGAAGUGGGCAAUGGGAAUCCCUUAUUUUUCGCUAUAUGUGUAUACUCGGACUUUGGCCCUAAUCACUUAUUUACUAACUUUUACUUACUGAAUUAUAUAUGUGUACUUAAAAGCCCCCUCCAUAACACCAAUUCCCCCUACCCUCCCUUCCCCUGACCCAUUUUACUAAUCGUAUUAGUUAAAUGUAUGUUUUGUAUAUUUGUUUGUUGCAAAUGCAUUUGAAACAUGAACAAACAUUUGCUACGACACACGUUCGUUUUUAUUUCAUUUAAUGCUUUUUUUUUGUACUUGUAUUGUAAUAUAUUUUUUAAACACAAUGUUCACAAAAAUUGUUAUUCAAUUUUAAAACUGAAAUGCUUUUUUUUUUGUAAUUAAUAUAAUUUUAAUUAAUGAUGAUAUUUGUUAAGCACUUCCUUAAUUUCAAAAAGCGAAUUGAAAUUGUAAAAUCAAAACCGAAUAUGAAGAGAAACACUUUAAUUUGUUAAAGAAAAACAAAACAAAACAAACAAAAAACAGAAAAAAACAAGAGAGAAACGAAGGUAAUAUCGAAAUUGAAAUCGAUAUUGUAAUUGUAAUCGAAAUCGAAUCGAGAUCGAAAAAUGCAACUCGUAAACAAAAUGUUAACAGAACAAAAACAAUCCGUUUGAUAGAAAGAGAGCGAGUUACCGUUGACGAGUCCAUGAACAACGUGUGAGCGAGAGAGAUAGAGGGAGAAAGUAAAGGAUAAGAGAGAAGAAUAGAAUAUGGACAGGAUUGAAAGCGAAUGUUGCAAUUACGUAAUCUAUUUACUUUAUAUAAAUAUAUACAUAAACUAUACAUCUAAAUAAAUAUACACAUAAAUUAUAUGCAGUAAUACAUAAUUAAUUUUUAACAACAACAACAAACAAACAGAAGAAGAAGACAAAUAUUAACAAGAAAACUAAAUAAGAAGAGAUAACAACAAAAUCAGUACGUCAUUGCCAAAUAAAACAAAGAAGUAAGAAAUACGAGUAUAAAACGAAAGCUAAACUCAAACCCAAAACAAAACAAGUUAAACUAAUAAGUAACAUGAUGAAUGAAAUGAUAAAUGAGAUAAUAAUAAUAAUAAUACAUUUUUCGCCAGCAAAAGCAAAAUAGCAUGAAGAAUAUAACAAAAGACAAAGCGUAGCCAAGUUUAAAAAGCAUUGUAUAAACAAAAAAAAAAACGAAAAUAAUACUAACAAUAAUAAUAAUAAUAUAAACAAUGAAAGAAUCUAGG